Dermacentor silvarum is the source of this 1615-nucleotide messenger RNA. RefSeq lists its product as uncharacterized. The transcript has 2 exons. Lineage: Eukaryota; Metazoa; Arthropoda; Arachnida; Ixodida; Ixodidae. The record is from RefSeq and is a predicted model, not a curated record. Bases 608 to 1285 code for a protein of 225 amino acids.
CAAAAGUAGCAUUUAUUAUGAAACGCAUAAAAGAACACUGAUACUGAAGUAAAUGAGCAUUCUAUUUCUUAUCUGGGAGGUCUUGAGAGUGAUUGCAGGCGUGAUAGGACAAAGGAAGCCUAGUGUUCAGUUUUUAAUUUACUCAAUAUUUCUGUAUUCGAAUGCUUUAUGACCCUGUUUGUGUAGUCUGUGCAAAAAUAGUGGAUAGGAGCAACCAGGAGUGUGCCAAACCAGUAGGAAGACAAGGAAGCGGAAGCAAUCAAGAGCACGCACACGGAUUGGGCAGAUUUUGCCUCAAUGUUGGAAUAUACGGUCGUCUCCGCCUCACGUCUGCAGACCAGUUAUUUCGCUACAUUGUUGGUGUCGCGAAAUCCGGGAUCCGCACCUUCGGAGGCAUCCCUUCACAUCACGAACAUGGCAAACUCGGACUAGAUGCGGAAGAAGCACGGGGUCAUCAGACCUGGUGUCACGCGAGCGCUAGCACUCUUAACGAACCCGCUGCAGCAACUGGAUCCCGAUGCCUCUCAAGUUACCAGCCACAUGAAUUACCUCACAGACAAGGAGGCAGUACUGUUGAGGUUUGACGACGUCAUUCUUGCAGCAGGGGAUGAAGAAAACAUCAACCAGGAAAAUCGAAGCGGUGCACGAAUACAACAAAAAGAUUCUCUACGGCAUGUCACGCGUGAAGUUCUGGUUGCAACAGCGUGAGAGGACCACCAGAAUGCACGCUGAAGCAGCUGGACCCAGGUCGAACAACUUCGACCAUCCGAGGUCCGGCAACGCAGCAGCAGCAACAGCACCAAGAGUAUUCCCUCCUCGCGGGCAUGGUCGUGGUGGGCACCUCCUACAAGGCGACCACAGCGACAUCCUACUGGCAGAAAUAGCAGCAGCUGCAGGUGCCCGACGACUCGUAAGUCGUGUACCAACCACCGCAGCCGAGCAACGAGUUUUCCAGCAGGUCGGGUCAUGCGCAAUGUGGCGGUAUAUGUGUCCCAAGAUUGACUGCCUGCCAAACAGAAUGACCACCUGUGCCGGUGGUGAUGGCCACCAUGAGUCCAGCAACCACCAGGACGACGGGUUCACGCAUCAGGGCCAGCUGCAGUCCUUCCUCGCGUACCAGCACCAGGCGCACCAGCAACAGCAGAAGUGGGACCGGGACAGCUACCUGCCUUACCAGGAUGGGGUGCCGGGCAUCAACGGACAGGGCGACGGCAACGCUCCGCCUACAGAUGCGGCACUGCAUCGCUGGGCAGGGUGGAUGGUGGGAGCGCCUUGUUCGCCUUGAAGCGAUCUCUGGGAUGCAGCAGCAUCAACGUGGAAGCACUGACAACUGUGGGGUGCGAGGUCGAAGCAGUGAUUAACAGUAGGCCACUAAGAUAUCUCGAGAGUGAACCUGACGAGCUCAAGCCAUUAACCCCGUCGCAUUUCCUGCGGGGAAAAUGCAGCCUUUCACUACGGCAACAGAUUUCCGCCUGGGAGUUUCCGACCGCGGCAGACUUGCAACGCAAGGCUUGUCAUCGCCAGCGUCUAACAGACGAACUUUGGAAGAGAUGGGGGCGAGCAUACCUGCUACUGCUACGGUCAGCACAUAACCAUCCAAUCUGCCCCUCAGCCA